GGUCGCGCGCGGGGGAAGCGAAGUCGCGAGACCGAGAGCAGCGCGAAGCAGUUUCCCGCUUUGCCCUUCGGCCCGAACCGCGAACGUGAGGCGGAGGCGCCAUCGUAGCCCUCACCGGCCGCGGAGAGAGGCUCCGCCCGGACCCGUAAGGGGGGCGAGCGCAGCGUCGGGCCCGAAGCGCUGUAGGCCGCUGUCGGCGGAGCUCACCCAGACUCCGCCGGCUCGGCCGGGCCCCGCGCGCUCAGGAUGUCGGCGCAGGCCCAGAUGCGCGCCAUGCUGGACCAGCUCAUGGGCACGUCCCGGGACGGUUCAAUGUAUCUUUGCCUGCCUACUUCAAUCUGCAAGGGAGUGUCAGAAAGGCCCCGCAUUCGCCGAGCCAAGUAAGGGGGUGCUUUGCAUCCAAGAAGAAAGUAAUGGAAGAAAUGGCAGAUGGUGUUCAGUGGAGGCUCUAAGGGAUACUACCCGUCAGCGAAUCAAAUUCAGUGAUGACCGAGUGUGCAAGAGCCACCUCCUAAACUGCUGCCCUCAUGAUGUCCUCUCUGGAACUAGGAUGGACCUUGGAGAAUGUCUGAAGGUGCAUGACCUGGCAUUAAGAGCAGAUUAUGAAAUUGCAUCCAAAGAACAAGACUUUUUCUUUGAGCUUGAUGCAAUGGAUCACCUGCAGUCAUUCAUUGCCGACUGUGACAGAAGAACUGAAGUGGCUAAGAAAAGACUAGCAGAAACCCAAGAAGAGAUCAGUGCUGAAGUUGCAGCUAAAGCUGAACGAGUUCAUGAAUUGAAUGAAGAAAUUGGGAAGCUGUUGGCCAAAGUAGAACAGCUGGGAGCUGACGGAAAUGUGGAGGAGUCCCAGAAAGUAAUGGAUGAAGUGGAGAAAGCCAGGGCAAAGAAGAGAGAAGCAGAGGAAGUGUACAGGAAUUCAAUGCCUGCCUCCAGCUUUCAGCAGCAGAAGCUCCGUGUCUGUGAAGUGUGUUCUGCCUACCUUGGUCUUCAUGAUAACGACAGGCGACUUGCUGACCACUUUGGAGGAAAACUGCACUUAGGGUUCAUCGAAAUAAGGGAGAAACUUGAGGAGCUCAGGAGGGUUGUGGCUGAUAAACAGGAAAAACGAAAUCAGGAACGCCUGAAACGCAGAGAGGAGAGGGAGAAAGAAGAAAGGGAGAAGCUAAGGAGGUCCAGAUCCCAUAGCAAGAAUCCCAGAAGAUCUAGGUCUCGAGAUCGCCGCAGACAUCGGUCUCGCUCUGCCUCCCGGGAACGAAAGAGAAGAACUCGCUCCAAAUCCCGUGAGAAACGCCACCGUCACAGGUCUCGCUCCAGCAGCCGCAGCAGGAGCCGCAGCCAUCAGAGAAGCAGGCAUAGUUCCAGGGACAGGAGCAGAGAACGCAAAAAAAGAUCCUCAAAAGAAAGAUCUUCCAGAGACAAAGAACGAUCAAGAGAUCAUGACAGAACAUCGCGUGACAAAGACAGGAGCUCAAGAGAGAGGUCACCCCGAGAUAACAAAGACAGGAAACGUUCAUAUGAAAGUGCUAAUGGCCGAUCAGAAGACCGGAGGAGCUCAGAGGAGCGCGAAGCAGGGGAGAUAUAGCUGCUGUACAGUCACCGGAUCCUCUAGCUUCCUAUGGAGUUGCAUACUAUGGUUUAGUUUACAGUUGUUCAAAGGGACACCAGUGAGCAGUUCCAGACACUGAUCCAACUAGGGUAGAUGUACAGUAUGUAAAAGUGGUUAUAACUAAGUCUGAAUUGAACCCCUUCAAUUGAUGAUGCCUAAAGCUGUCCUUGACUCUGACCAAGCUGUAAAACUUCUCUGAACGAUUUCUCUUUAUCCAGGAUGACAGUUUUAUGUACCAAGGUGCAGAUCUCACUGUUUUACUCUCCUUUCCAAAGCAAGUUAAAUAGUGACAAAUUAUAUUGCAGUACUUGCCUUGGGUGCUCUCAAACCUUUAUAAAAUUCUCUAAUUCUGGUCCAGUCCAAACAGCAGCAUUGAAGGCUUUUUUAAGAGGGUGGGUGGGUACUAAACUUUUAUUCUAAGGUUGUUUCCCAAUGAUUGUAUGGGAACCUAGGAGUUGGUUACAGUCAGAGCAUUUAGGCUGGAAUAUGUGCCAGAGAAAGCUGAAAUGUCGUUUUUUACAGUGCCUAUUUAGACUGGGGAAUUGAACAGCUGUUGCAUUACAUCUUUUUUUAUUUUUAUUGAAAUUUUGAAAUCCAAGCCAGUCCCAUCUCUGUGUACCAUUUGGUAUGUGUUCAGUAUAUUUGGGUUUUUUUCCAUAAGGACUUUUUCUGCUUUUUCUUGUGGGAUGUAGGCUGUACAUCCUUAAUUGUAAAAAAUAAAUAAAAUAAAAAAUUAAAAAGUAAACUACAUUGUCCGGUAAGUUAA
Messenger RNA from Malaclemys terrapin pileata, 2372 nucleotides. It is a transcript of the gene LUC7L2, whose product is annotated as LUC7 like 2, pre-mRNA splicing factor. The record is from RefSeq and is a predicted model, not a curated record. Lineage: Eukaryota; Metazoa; Chordata; Testudines; Emydidae. The transcript has 12 exons. Bases 551 to 1582 code for a protein of 343 amino acids. Gene Ontology annotation, biological process: mRNA splice site recognition. Gene Ontology annotation, molecular function: mRNA binding. Gene Ontology annotation, cellular component: U1 snRNP; U2-type prespliceosome.